This is a messenger RNA of Drosophila kikkawai, 2000 nucleotides long. RefSeq names its product Equilibrative nucleoside transporter 2 (gene Ent2). Gene Ontology annotation, cellular component: plasma membrane. NCBI's taxonomy places the organism in Eukaryota, Metazoa, Arthropoda, Insecta, Diptera, Drosophilidae. The record is from RefSeq and is a predicted model, not a curated record. Gene Ontology annotation, molecular function: nucleoside transmembrane transporter activity. Gene Ontology annotation, biological process: nucleoside transmembrane transport.
UUCGAUCGACUGAUAGCGAUAAUCUUCUGCGGCGAUAGUACAAGAACUCGUGUGCCUUUAUAUAUGUAUAUAACCUUUGAUUCUCGAUCUAUUUUGUAAUCACGUCCGCGCAGUGCUCCGGCCAGUGCAGUUCGCACAACUCCACGUGACGCUAAUCCGAGGCGCGACGAGACCCGCACGGAGGCGAAAUCCGCAUGCAGCGUACCUGAAAUUGGAGCAGUCCCACGCCGAAGCUGAAAAUCAAACCUUCCCGCUCUCCUACCGGUUUAGCGUCCCCCGCGCCAAUCGGCGAGAAUAACUGACCGCGCAAGUUUUCGGAUUUCAAGCAUACGCCCCAAUAAUUGCUGUCGCCCGCAUAACCAGAACCUGAAAGACAUCCGAACCCGGACCAGGCCCACCACAACUGCAUUCGCUCGCAGCCAUGAGGGACUCAAAAUCGGAAAAGUCGCCGUUCAUCAGCGGGCAGCCGGCCCCAGUGACGCUGAAUCCUUCGUGGGAGUCCAAACUGCCGCCCCAUGACUCCUCCAAUGGCAAGGGAUCCGUUGCUGGGUCGGCGAUAGCCAAGCUCGGCCGGCUGGAGCCAAAGGACAAGUUUCUCAUCGUGUUUUUCAUCUUCAUGCUGCAUGGCCUGGGUACGCUGAUGCCAUGGAACAUGUUCAUCACCGCCAAGUCCUACUUCGAGGACUUCAAGUUCGGUGCCAACAACACGGUGCCCACGGAGAUUAACUAUCGGACCAACUUCAUGCAGAACAUGGGCUUUGCCUCGCAGAUUCCCAACGUGCUGUUCAACUGGCUGAACAUCUUCGUCAACUUCGGCGGGGACCUGACCAGCCGGAUUGUGUACAGCAUCAUCAUCGAGAUGGUCAUCCUGCUGGUGACAAUUGUCCUGGCCAUGCUGGACUCGUCCGAGUGGCCCGGCACCUUCUUCUGGAUCACCAUGGUUUGCAUUGUCCUACUCAACAUUUGCAACGGCAUCUAUCAGAACACCAUCUACGGCAUUGUGGCCUCGCUGCCGAUUAAGUACACCGGUGCCGUGGUGCUCGGUUCGAACAUCUGCGGCUGCUUCACCACCCUGAUGUCCAUUCUGUGCGCCUUGAUAUUCGACUCCAAGCGCACCGCUGCCAUCUACUACUUUGUGACGGCCAUCCUGGUGCUACUGCUCUGUUUUGAUUCCUACUUCGCUCUGCCGCUGAACAAGUUCUUCCGGCACUACGAAAGCAUUAGCCGGAGCAGCGAGAAGAAGACGGACUCAAAGCAGCAGCUAAAUGUGCCUUAUUGGGCGAUCUUCAAGAAGGCCUCGCCGCAGCUGUUCAACAUCUUCUUCACGUUCUUUGUAUCGCUGUCCGUGUUCCCAGCCAUCCAGUCCAGUGUGCACCGUUCGGAUCCCGACUUCAUCGUCAGCGAUAACUACUACGUGUUGAUCACGUGCUUCCUAACGUUCAACGUGUGUGCGAUGCUGGGUAGCCUGACCACAUCCUGGAUACAAUGGCCUGGUCCGCGGUUCCUUUGGGUGCCCGUGGUGCUGCGCGUGGUGUUCAUCCCCCUGUUCGUGUUCUGCAACUACGCCCCACCGGACACCAUUCGCUCCUUGGCGGUGUACAUUGACAACGAUUGGAUUUACUGGGGCAUCGGCAUUCUGAUGGCCUACAGCUCCGGAUAUCUCAGCUCCCUGGGCAUGAUGUAUGCCCCGCAGACCGUUCAUACCAAGUACCAGACGACGGCUGGUAUGUACGCAGCUGCCAUGCUGAUUACGGGCAUUUUUUCCGGCGUGAUGUUCUCGUAUCUGGGGCCCUGGUUUGUGGUAUAGUCCGCUUGCAGCAUGACACACUUGGACACGUAUCACCAGUACUGGAGUUCCAAGAAAGGGGACUACUAUUCCCAUUUUUCAUUGUUCAUUAUCCGACAUUAAUACACUUUGAAUUUAUAUUUUAUUGGUUUCGUUUUAACCAAUCAUUUCUGACUCACGUUUCAUUUAAUAAAGUUUUCAAUUCUUAUUUUAA